AUGGCUGCCAUCGAUCAGCUCACCGAGCGUACAAACCAAAUUACUCUGAACCCGCCAUCCACGGCUUCCCUAUCAAGGCCUAUCGCGACAUUUUCGCCGACCUUCCAAGCUCGCCUGGACCAGCUUUACAAAUCGCUUACCAGCUCUCCGAACACAGCGUUCCUCAAGGACAUUCAGCGCGACACCCAUAGCCUGGAGACGACCGAUCCACUCAGCUCCUUGGCGGCGUUUCAUGCCUACAUGGCCAGCCCUGCUUCAGCUGCGCUGGGUCCUGCCGGUCAGCCAGAUACCUCUGCGCCGAUUACGGACUAUUUCAUCUCCUCGAGUCAUAACACGUACUUGACUGGCAACCAGCUCUACAGCGAUGCGGCCGCGAGCGCUUACACUACUGCCCUUCUAAGCGGGUGUAGGUGCGUCGAAAUCGACGUCUGGGACGGCGAGCCUGACUCCGACAGCGAAGAUGGAACAAGCAGCUCAAGCUCCGACGACGAGAAAACAAAGGACAAGUCGAAGCUACCGAAACGGAAGCAGACAGUCAAAUCUCGAAUAGGCGGCAUCCUGCGCCGGAAAUCGCCAUCUAAAGAAACUCCUGCAAGUGAAGGCAAGGUCGCAGAUUCCGUAAAAGUGGGACCGGUAAAGCUAGAGCCCCAGGUGCUACACGGUCACACUCUCACCAAGGGGACAACCUUCCGAGAAGUCUGCUAUGCGAUCCGCGAUAGUGCAUUUGUCGCCAGCGAUCUGCCCGUCAUAGUGAGUCUGGAAGUUCAUGCGUCGCUCGAGCAGCAGGAAACCAUGGUGGAGAUCAUGGAGGAUGCAUUCAAGGGCCUGCUGAUUGAGAUAACGCCCGAAAUGGAGGCUAACUCAACGCCCCCUCCCCUAAGCGAGUUGAAACAGAAGAUUCUGGUCAAGGUCAAGUGGGUUCCUCCUACGGCUGAAGGUGGAGAAGACGGGGAUGACCGCACUGAUGAUCUGGAGCAGCUGGCGCAGACCCCAUCUGCCCAGUCUGCUUCGGCUCCUCAGAAACCGGCGAAGAUCCUCCAUUCUUUGAGCAGACAUGCCGUAUUCACGAAAGGCUUUAGCUUUAAGCAGUUUACGCAGCCUGAGGCCAAAGUACCAGGACACGUCUUUUCUCUCUCCGAAAGGGCAGCUCGACAGGCGGACGAGAAGUAUGGCAAGGCCCUCUUCGAACAUAACCGAAAGCACUUUAUGCGCAUCUAUCCCUACGGCCUUCGCGUCAACUCUUCCAACUUUGACCCCACGUUCUUCUGGCGACGCGGCGCUCAAAUCGUAGCCUUGAAUUGGCAAAACGCAGACAAGGGCAUGAUGCUCAAUCAGGGAAUGUUCGCAGGCGAACAGGGCUGGAUCCUCAAGCCUCAAGGCUAUCGAAGCACUGAACCGGAGUCAGCACCGAUAACCCGCAAGAAGGUUGGGCUUUCAAUUGAAGUCCUCGCGGGACAGCAGCUUGCACUGCCUCCUGGAGAUACAAACGUCAAGAGCUUCAAGCCCUACGUGGCGUGUUACCUGCAUGUAGAGACCCCAGAAGAUGCAGCGAAUGGGCCUGGUGGGGACGAUAGCACGGAUUCAGAAAAAACCAGCUACAAGCGUGUGACUAAAAGCUCAGAGGGCAUCAACCCGGAUUUUGGUUCUCAAAAUCUUCAGUUUCCGGCUCUUUCUGGAGUUGUUGAUGAGUUGACCUUUGUCAGAUUCAAGAUCAAGGAUGACGAAAUCGGGCGUGACUCGCUGGCUUCCUGGGCUUGCAUCCGACUGACCCGACUACAGCAAGGCUACCGCGUAAUUCGUCUGCACAAGCUUGACGGAUCGGAUGGAGGAUAUCUUCUUGUUCGAAUCACGAAGACCAUCUCGUGA
Aspergillus calidoustus is the source of this 1866-nucleotide messenger RNA. The record is from the annotation of a GenBank genome assembly. Lineage: Eukaryota; Fungi; Ascomycota; Eurotiomycetes; Eurotiales; Aspergillaceae.